AUGGACGACCAGGUAGUGAAGAUCAACGAAACGCUCGGACGGAAACUUGUUCGCGAACAUGGUUGGAAAGGCCACCAAAUCGCAAUAGCACUGCAUACAAGCGGAGCUGCAAACAAGAACUUUAAGAGUAGAUCUAUUGACGCUUAGACCAGAAAUGACAAUAAGUCGUGCAUUGUGCUUGAUGGAGACUCUUCCAACAUCUACCUUAAGGCGAGUCUGCUCAACGCAGUGGCUGUUUAACGAGUUAUUGGAGUUUCUUCAUUUUCCCCGCCAUCAAGGAGCGACUUGUUUCUGACCGGGAAGUGUUGUUUCUGUACCUCUCGCCGGAGAAGCUGGCAGGGCAAGCAGGUGGGAACUUGGUUCGAGAGAUAGCGGCCAAAAGGAAGAUAUGUUGCAUCGCGGUUGACGAAGCACACUGUGUCUCAGAAUGGGGCAACGAUUUUCGCCCCGACUACAAAGACCUCGGACGACGAUUGAGGACUGAGAUUUUUCCGCCAGCUCAGGAGGUGGAAAUAGGCCUGCAAGGAGAAGGAAUUAUCGCGGGAAGCUCAACUUCAUCUCGUUCUCCACCGAUCCUUGCCUUGACAGCGAC
Messenger RNA from Amoebophrya sp. A25, 592 nucleotides. NCBI's taxonomy places the organism in Eukaryota, Dinophyceae, Syndiniales, Amoebophryaceae. The record is from the annotation of a GenBank genome assembly.